Annulohypoxylon truncatum is the source of this 573-nucleotide messenger RNA. RefSeq lists its product as uncharacterized. The record is from RefSeq and is a predicted model, not a curated record. Gene Ontology annotation, molecular function: calcium ion binding. NCBI's taxonomy places the organism in Eukaryota, Fungi, Ascomycota, Sordariomycetes, Xylariales, Hypoxylaceae. Gene Ontology annotation, cellular component: membrane; cytosol; intracellular membrane-bounded organelle. The coding region runs from base 1 to 573 and encodes 190 amino acids. The transcript has 4 exons.
AUGGGAAAAUCUCAAUCGAAGCUUUCACAGGAGCAACUAGCCGAACUCCAGAAAUCCACGCAUUUCGACAAGAAGGAAUUGCAGCAAUGGUAUAAGGGCUUCCUAAAGGAUUGCCCGUCCGGCAUGCUCACGAAGGAAGAGUUCCAAAAGAUUUACCGGCAAUUCUUUCCAUUUGGUGAUCCGUCUUCGUUUGCAGAUUAUGUAUUCAAUGUCUUCGAUUCCGACAAAUCCGGCUCAAUCGACUUCAAAGAGUUUAUCUGUGCCCUGAGUGUCACGAGUCGGGGUAAAAUGGAGGACAAACUCGACUGGGCCUUUCAAUUAUAUGACAUCGAUGGUGAUGGCAAAAUAAGCUAUGACGAAAUGCUCAAAAUCGUGGAAGCGAUUUACAAGAUGGUCGGUUCGAUGGUAAAACUCCCCGAAGACGAAGAUACCCCGGAGAAGCGCGUUAGAAAGAUCUUCCGCAUGAUGGAUAAAGAUGAGAACGGUAGUCUAGACAUGGAAGAAUUCAAGGAGGGUAGCAAACGUGACGAGACCAUCGUCUCCGCCUUGUCCCUAUACGACGGGCUGGUGUAA